This is a messenger RNA of Glycine soja, 1048 nucleotides long. RefSeq names its product 26.5 kDa heat shock protein, mitochondrial-like. NCBI's taxonomy places the organism in Eukaryota, Viridiplantae, Streptophyta, Magnoliopsida, Fabales, Fabaceae. The record is from RefSeq and is a predicted model, not a curated record. The transcript is spliced from 2 exons. Gene Ontology annotation, biological process: response to heat. Bases 225 to 902 code for a protein of 225 amino acids.
CUCAAAUUAUUUUUACAUGUGCAUCCAUUUUGUGACGUGUCCUUAACAUCCUAGAAUCUCUAGGACACUUCUCCAAGCAUCCAAAGCCAAAUAAAUAACCAACACCAAUUACCCCAUGUUAUAUAUAUAUUUAAGUUGUCUUCAGUUCCUUUCAACCAUCAGCAAAAACAAACAGACAAACUAAGGGAAACCAGCAAUAGUUCAACAUCAAGCUCAUCCAUCAUAUGGCUUUGGCACGUUUGGCUUUGAAAAACUUGCAACAAAGGGUGUGUGCUUCCUCUAUCUUGAGUGGCAAUGUUCACAAGCAGAGGUGGAACAAUGAGUUGCUGAAAAGGUUUGGUACUGCAGCUGGGGACAAGGGAAAAUCUGAAGGCACUGAAGUUGCUGUCACUGAAGGGAAAAAGUCUAAUAGGAUGUUCCCAAGGAGGAGGGGCAGAAGAUGGGCUUGGAGAAAUGAGGAUCAUGAUGACUUCCCUCCUGCUCUUUAUGAAUUGUUUCCUUCAGGGCUAGGGAGUGCACUGAUGCAGGCAAGUAAUAACAUCAACAGGCUGUUUGAGAACAUGAAUCUGACACCUUGGUCUCUGACUAGUGGGCGUGUGAAAGAGAAGGAUGACCAUUACAAACUACGGUACGAGAUGCCGGGGAUCGCCAAAGAGGACGUGAAGAUCACCAUUGAUGAUGAUGGGGUGUUGACCAUAAAGGGAGAGCACAAGGAAGAGAAAGAUGAUGAUGAGCAAUAUUGGUCAUCAAGUAGCUAUGGAUACUAUAACACAAGCCUGCUUUUGCCUGAUGAUGCUAAAGCUGAUGACAUUAAGGCAGAGUUGAAGGAUGGUGUCCUAACUCUAAUCAUUCCUAAGACUCAGAACCCCCAAAAGGAUGUGAAACAAGUCACAAUAGAAUGAUGUUGGAGAUUUUUUUUAUUUAUUUAUAGGACUAUGGUGAGGCUAUGAACUUUGUGACUCUUGUUGUGUGUGGUUUUUGGACAUAAUGUAAGAAAACAAAUAAAUAAAACUUCAGACCUGUUCUGUGAAAAUUUUCAGUUGAAUAA